AGAUGACCGUGGCCGAAAUUUUCUUCAUACGGCAUGUCAGAAAGGCGAUCCAGCUUCUGAUUAUCUUGAAGAUGUGGAAAAAGCCAUUUCGAAAGGCCUUGAAAUCGAUGGACGGGACAAUAAGGGACGAACCCCUCUUAUACGUGCCGUUAUGAUUUGGAAUCAUAAGUUCGUCGACUUUCUGCUUCGACAUGGGACCGACCCCAACGCGAGGGACUUCGCAGGAAACACACCCUUGUCUACGGCCAUCUCCCUUGAAAACUCAGGAUGGCUUCUUGACACGGCUAUUCGGCGGGGGCAUGAGGAUAUUGCAGAACUUCUAAGGGACGCAUUGGAGCGAAAACAUGUCGCUUCAUGAGUUUUGACAUGUUUGUAUGAUGUCCGACGCGACUUUGGAUUUCCUUCAGGUUCUGAUGGUGGUGUUUCUUGUGUCUUUGGGUUAAGAAUGCAGUGUUUACUUCAUUAUCGUUAGCAUACAAGGCGUUGGGAGAGGAAUUCCAAAUCAGGUAGCUUUUAGAAAUCUC
Colletotrichum acutatum is the source of this 524-nucleotide messenger RNA. RefSeq lists its product as uncharacterized. NCBI's taxonomy places the organism in Eukaryota, Fungi, Ascomycota, Sordariomycetes, Glomerellales, Glomerellaceae. The record is from RefSeq and is a predicted model, not a curated record. The transcript is spliced from 2 exons. The coding region runs from base 152 to 358 and encodes 68 amino acids.